This is a messenger RNA of Cuscuta epithymum, 1159 nucleotides long. Lineage: Eukaryota; Viridiplantae; Streptophyta; Magnoliopsida; Solanales; Convolvulaceae. The record is from the annotation of a GenBank genome assembly.
CCCUUCCCCUGCUUAGCCAAGUCGCGAAUCACCCUGCUCCUGCCCAUGUUCGGCAUAGUUCUUUGUCAGUUUUUCGAUUUCUGAUUUCCUUCGUUGGAUUUAUGGAUCGCUGGACUGGAAUUCUGAAGGUGCCAUUGUACACAAGCAGCAUCAAAACGUACUACCGGGUUGCGGCGUCCCUCCGCCUAUCUCCUUCUCCCAACACGUUUGCUGUACCUGCUGCAAAUGCUAUAUUUUUCAGUGGAGACCGAGUUGAAGGGAGUGGGAAUCCAGUAGUUGAGAGGCUGUCGGAUUUGCAGAGAGUUGCUGAAAUUUUGAUUUCUAAAUUUGGGGAUACUACCAAUGCUUGGGUGGUCGAACCACCCAUAUUCAAUGGCCCUUUCGGUGUUUACAAGGACUUCAUCCCUUCAAUUAAUGAUUCUGGAGAGCCAAAAGUUUAUGAUGCAAAGGAGUUCCCAGCAUCUUCAUCUAUUGUCUUGCUCUUGUGGAAUUGCCUGAAAGAGGCUAAAAAUGUCACUGCAGGGAAGAAGCUAAAACAACCUUUCACCGCUGAGGUGUCCACACUGCCUUCUUAUGACAAACCUAGGACUAUACUCCUAGGUUUUAGUAAGGGCGGGAUCAUACUUAACCAGCUUCUUGCCGAGCUUGCCCUCUCCCCAGCUCACUCCCCUGAAGAUAAAGACCCCCAAGCAAACAAAGACGAGAUCAUACCCACUUCCAAAGAAAGUUUUUUAAACAGCAUAGCCGAGUUCCACUACGUUGAUGUUGGUUUGAACAGUAAAGGAGCAUACAUCACCGACCAAGAUGUGUUUGACAAAAUUUCUGAACGAUUUGAUACAGGAGCGCCCGGCAUUCGGUUUUUCUUACAUGGGACCCCCAGGCAGUGGAAUGAUGUCAGGCGAAGUUGGAUUAGAAAAGAAAAGGAUGAACUCUUUCGGCUUCUUAAAGGUGUUGCUCAUAGAAACAUGGGGAGAUUGCAUAUUAGUGAGCGGUUGUAUUUUGGUAACAUGCCCCCAGAUUUGCAGAUGCAUUUUGAAAUCAUUGAGCGUCUGGAUGUUAGCUGAGUUUCAUUCCCAUGUUGCAAUUUUAUAAUGCAAGACAAGGCAUAUAUAGGACCAGAUUAUUAAUUUUUUUUGGACAAGAUUAUUUUAUAGGUAGG